CCGGUAGAUAACAACAAGGCAUGUUCUCAGAUGAAUGUUCAAAGUUAAUCGAAAUCCGACAAUCCAUUGUUCUGUUAGCAUGAUGAGUGACUAAUCUCAGUUCUGUUACUAAGACCUUGAUUGGAAAGGAUAUUUAACAAGUUAAAUAUUUAACAAGUUGUCACUGUAUGGUAAGGCCUUUAUUCACCUACACAGGAGUCGACAAGUGUUAUCAGCAAACACGAUAUAAAGUCAAAAUACAUGUUUCAAUACACAUCCCAAAAUAGAAAGUCUACAGGGAUUUUGCAUUGCAUCAGCCAUUAAUAAACCCAGAUGAUGACGUUGAAAAAUUGCGUGAAGUAUCCCAAGUGCUUCUGAAUGGACUAAAGAUAGAAUGAAGCGAUUAUUUGUCGGGGGCCUCUUUCCUGGGGUCACAGAAGACGAUAUUAUUGAGAGAUUUAAACGUUUUGGAGAAAUAACAGGUGUUGAAAUAAAGAAGAAGAAAACAACUGAUACUGCUUCUUUAGGCAACACAUUUGCUUACAUUGAUCUUAACAUCACAGAUGAAAACUUGUCUAAAUGUUUCAGUCUGUACAAUAAAACAAAGUGGAAAGGUCUCUCAUUGAGGAUACAGCUUGCAAAAGAGGACUUUUUGAAAAGAUUGAUUAAGGAGCGUGAGAAUGGUUUUGCUGUGAAACCAAAAAUUAAAAAGCCCAAGGGAAAGCAUCAGGAGCCACUGAAAAAUCCAAAAAUUCAGGAUUUUGUAAUGCAAGGGGCAGUGCCAGGAACCUUGAUAGAGGGGGGAAAGGAUUGGGUGGUUGGAAAAUAUGGUAGAGUGUUACCAAUUGUUCACAUUCCCAGCAGACAUGGCAAGAAAAUCAUGACUGUGGACCCUUCAAAGUUUUGUCAUAAUUUAAAAAGGAUGAAAGAUGACAGGGAUGAUAGCAGUAAUAUUGAUGCUUUGACUUGGCAUUUGAGAGAAGAAAAUCCUGUGCAUUUUAAGAACAAAAAGCCUUACAAAAAAGAUCCAGAUUUUGCAAUAAAAAAAUGUUCAAUCAUAAAAAGAAAGGAAGUGAAAUCUUCUUCAAAUGUAUAUAAAGAUGAUAAUUGUGUAAAUUUUGAUUCGGAUGAAGUGUCAUCUGUUGGUGGAUACACAAGUUCAGACGAAGAUUCCGUUUCAUCAGCUGAUACAGAUAUCAUCAUUGCAAAGCAAUCCCAAAGGAAUCAUCGGAAAAGCUGUGGUUUUCAGGAACCGAACUUGUCUUCAGAUAACCAAGAACUUAAUGUCUCACAGACUGUAGAUGUAAACUCUGAUUGUGGGGAUAGCUCAACAUCCACAGAAUUACUUGCCUCCAAAAAUAGCCCUAAUUUGGAUAAUUAUUCAAUGCAUUGGGAGGACAACAGCACUGAUGAUGAAACUAAAAGUCACUUUGAAAAUACUUCACUCAAAGAAAUGACAACAAUAGGUAAUGAGGAAUUAUCAGCAUUUAGAAGUGAAUCAAACAAAACAAUAUCGAACAUUGCCCUACCUCCAUUUAAAGGAACCUCUAGUUUAUAUGGAUCUAGGGAUAGUAAGGUGCAAGAAAGAAGUACAGAAGAUAGAGCUUCCUUUGGGGACCUUCCUAGUACAACCACAGUCACUGUAGUGUCUAGUCAAACUGCUUCAAACAGGACGGAACCCAGCAGUUCUACAACAGAACAGCACAAGCAGGGGGAUAAAGGUGACAUUUGUGGUUUGAUUUCAAUGGGGAAAAAUUUAAAAGUGUUAAAGAAUGACAGGGUUACAGAUUCAAUAGAAAAAGAGAGACAGAAAAGCAGAGAAUCAGAGCUAAAGAGAUUAGAGUCAAUGAUGGAAAGAAGUAAAGAAACAGAAAGGAAAAAGAAAGCCAUUCAUCAAGCUCUUGCAUUGGACAGUGCUGGAGAAAAACCAAACAAAAAAAUUAUUUUUGAUUCAGAGAGCAGUGAUGUCAGUGAAGAUCAUGAAGAGGAUGAAAUUCAACUUGGACAUGACAAUUUUAAUGAAGGGCCGCAAAAGAAACCAGCUCUGUUUGACUCUUCCUCAGAGAAUGAAGAUGAUGAAGAAAUAGAUGAGGAGCGAUUUAGAAUUAGACCAGAAUAUGAAGGGAAAGCAGGCAAACAGCUGAUGAAACUGCAGGCCAGAUUUCAGAAUGAUGAGAGAUUUAGGAUGGAUGAAAAGUUCAUUGAUGAACCUGAUUCAUCAGAGGUGGACUCUGAAGAAGAGGAAAAACAUGGUAACAACAGCCAAAAAGAAACCAGUGAUGAAAAAUCACGAGCCUACAAGAUAUUGGGAGAAGUCCUAGGAACUACAACAGUAGCAAAAGUAGAGAGAAAAAAAGCAAUGUUUAGGGAUGUGUCAGCCAUUCAUUUUGACCCAACAAAGGAGGACCACAAACAGUUUGAAAUGGAACCCAAUAAGAAAAAAGAGAAAGUAGUGAAAACAAACAAAGAUAUUAUGGAUUCUUCAGAUGAUGAAGAAACUCAGAAUGCUGAAAAAGAAAAUGAAGAACUUCCUGAAGUGACCAAAGAAAGGUUCUAUGAAGUGAUGUCCGAUUCCUUCAAGGACGUAUUUUCAGACAAAGGACCAGACUUGGCAAGCAAACCAUUCUCUCUUAUGUCUACUUUUGAAGGAAAACAGGAUAGUGACACCAACGAUCAGGACAUGUUUGAUAGUAAAGUGCCUGACUAUAAGAAACUUGAACAGACUCUAUGGAACCCUGAUGGUGCUGAUAGGAAUGAUUGUGUUAUGUCUUCAGAUCAUGAAGAUGGAGAAUUAUAUAAUCCAGUGAGAUUAUGCACCAGCAACCAAACUUUCUUCUUUUCUUCAGAAAAUGACGAGAGAGUAAAAGAAGGAAUAAGUGCAUUCUACAGAAAGGAAGAUUUUGAUGAAAUCAGAAAAGAAUGGCUCCAAAACAGACAAAGUUUAGUCAAUGCAUACAGGACAAAACACAAGAGUUUGUCAAGAAGAAAAAAGAUGGAAGAGAAAAGGAAGAGAAGAAAAUGAAUAAAUUUCUAGUUUCAAAGAGGAUUCUUUAAAAUUAACAAAAAUAUGAAAGUUAAAAUCAUAUUACUCAAGGAAGGAGUCUUCUGGUUAUCGGAAAAACUUCUUAUAUUGAGAAAUUCAUAAAAUUUUCACACAGUAAAACAGACCAUAUUUCCAAAUGAUUGUUUCAGUAUAAUCAAAUUUGACCAUCUUGUUUUUGCAUCAAGGUCAGGUAAAGGUCAAUACCCUUUUCCUCAACUUAAAGUAGAAUAUAGGGUACUCCAUUUCACUGGAUACAGUAGGUAGUGUUUAUCAAUUCAGGGUUGACAUGGAUUAUGGAUACAGUUCACAUAAAAGAGAACCUGGUUUGCUGUCACAUUGGCAGCUUUUCACUUGUACAUACUAUGAAGACUAUGUAAAGAUAUAAGUUGACAGAAAAGCUAAUGUAUUGACCAUUUAGUAAGAAAAAAAAUCAAAUUUUAGAAAUGUUUUCGCACAAGUUGAAAACCUGAUAAGGCUCCUUCCUAAUGAAGAACUCCAUCACAAUGUUUAAACAAUUACCAUGGAAACCCUUUUCACUUGAACAGGAAUUAUUAAAUUAUAGAAGCUUU
This is a messenger RNA of Magallana angulata, 3591 nucleotides long. Its product is annotated as nucleolar protein 8-like. Gene Ontology annotation, molecular function: RNA binding. Bases 374 to 3001 code for a protein of 875 amino acids. The transcript is spliced from 18 exons. The record is from RefSeq and is a predicted model, not a curated record. NCBI's taxonomy places the organism in Eukaryota, Metazoa, Mollusca, Bivalvia, Ostreida, Ostreidae.